CGACGAUUCCGACAAUAUGAGUGUAUAUAAUAAUCAAAAAUCUUAUACUUAAGUAAUCGAAAAAGAUUCGAAAAAGUUUUUCAAUAUACAUUUUUCAAUUCGGAUAAAAAGACAAGGUAACGAAUGUAUCCAACUUCACUCAUAUAAACAAGUUUUUUCACGUCAUUCUUUUCGUGUCAAAAUUUCAUGAGCCAAAAUUUGCUGCCUAAAGUCAAAAUUUCUAAUUAUGGCGGAAUUAAUUGAAUGCAAAAAAUCAUUUCUUUUGCACAUUAACGGAUAUUUGUACUACAAACACUCAGGUAGAAUAGGAGAAACUGCGUAUUGGAAUUGCCGAAGAAAACCUGAGUGUAAUGCUAGAGUGACAACAUACGGAGGACCACACAAUAUCAGAGUUCUGAAGGGACUUGAUGAAUCGAAACACAUCCUUCAUGCACCAAACCCCGAAGAAGUCGAAGCGUUAAGAGUCAUGAAUAGGAUCAAACGUAAAGCUACAGAAAAUCCUGAAGCUCCUCCAGCUCAAAUAUUACGAACUGAAUUGCGAAACGUUUCACCAGCGGUAUUAGCGGAAAUGCCAAACAGAAUUAAUUCCCGAAAAAGUCUUAGUCGUGAAAGAUUAAAAGAUUUUCCCUCGAACCCGCGAACGCUGAGAGAAUUGCAGGAUAUUCCAGGCUUUUAUCAAAAUUCAUUGAAUGGAGAUAAAUUUCUAAUUUACGACUCCUAUGAAAAUGACGAAGACUCAGAAUUUGGGAGAAUACUCGUGUUCGCGACGCCUGAAAAUUUAAGGCAAUUAUUCAGGAGCAUAUUGUGGUUUGCCGACGGAACAUUUAAAACUGCGCCAAGUAUAUUUUUCCAAGUUUUCGCAAUUCUCGGAGCAGUUACACAACCGGAUUCAAGAGGAAAACCACAAACUAUUGGUUUACCUUUUGUCUACGCAUUAUUAGAAAACAAAGAGCAGAAAGUAUACGAAAAAGUAUUCUCGGUUGUUUUGCAAGAGGCAGAACGUCUAGGUAUCGAUAUUUCUCUUCCGAUUAAAGUGAUGACAGAUUUUGAGUUGGCUAUCAUCAAUGCUGUAAAAAUCGUAAUGGGCGAAGACAAGGCACGCAGCUGUUUUUUCCACCUCUGUCAAAACAUGUACCGCCAUAUCCAAAGUGAAGGACUUCAGAAAAUGUAUUGCGAUCCUGAAGAUCGAUCGGUCAAAGUAGCCACUCAUAUGAUAUGCGCCCUUGCUUUAGUCCCACAUCAAAACAUCGCCCGAGAAUUCGAAACCUUAAAAAAUGAAAUACCGGAGGAAAUGCGACCAAUUUCAAAAUACUUUGACGCUACGUACGUCCGAGGAAAACCUGCAAAAGGCCGACGUAAACAGGUGCAUCCUCGCUAUGCUCCAGAUUUGUGGUGUCAAUAUGAUGCAGUCAUUCAACAAACUGCGAGAACGAAUAAUAUAUCCGAAGGAUGGCACAACAGGCUUCAAGUUGUUAUAGGGAAAGAUCACCCCAGCUUCUACAUUUUUCUUUCCGAGUUGCAGAAAGAGCAAUCGGACACAGAAAUAAUGAUGCGACAAUUGCAAUCAGGACAGCAAGUUAAGAAAAAUAAAGAUUCCAAGAGGUUGAAACAUGAACAGAGAAUAUUUAACAUUGUUUCGAAAUAUCACGAAUAUGUUGAUAACAAUGAUAUUGUCACAUACUUGAAAACUCUAGGAUACUAUAUUCGCAUGUGA
Molecule: messenger RNA, 1714 nt
Organism: Anastrepha obliqua
Lineage: Eukaryota; Metazoa; Arthropoda; Insecta; Diptera; Tephritidae
Exons: 2
Coding region: 227-1714 (495 amino acids)
Source: RefSeq, a predicted model, not a curated record